Messenger RNA from Sesamum indicum (sesame), 1943 nucleotides. RefSeq names its product cell cycle checkpoint control protein family (gene RAD9). Gene Ontology annotation, cellular component: checkpoint clamp complex. Gene Ontology annotation, biological process: DNA replication checkpoint signaling; DNA repair; cellular response to ionizing radiation. The record is from RefSeq and is a predicted model, not a curated record. Lineage: Eukaryota; Viridiplantae; Streptophyta; Magnoliopsida; Lamiales; Pedaliaceae.
UGUGCGCGUGUGUGUAACCAUAUCCGCUUCGCCGAAACGGGUCAUGGAUCCAUAGUCCUUUUCCAUACUCACAUGUUUCCCCUCUUCCCGCCAUUUACCACAACACUCACAUCGCCUACUGCCGGAGCUUCUACUUACCGUUGAAGAGUGGGAACAGGAAGAAAGAUGGAGUUUAGUCUGAGCGGGAAUGCACUCAAAACCUUCGCUCGCUCCAUCACCUGCCUCGCCAGGAUCGGCAACGAGCUCGUUUUCCAGGCCACUCCUUCUCUGCUCUCUCUAUAUACUCUUAAUUCUUCCAGGUCUGCCUAUCAAUCCAUAAUGUUCAAGCCAGAUUUCUUUGAUGUAUAUUCAGUUUCAAGUGCCCAGGUGCAAUGCAGCGUCCUUUUGAAGGCCAUCUGUUCUGUUCUGAGAACCCCAAUUGCUAGCAUAGAUCGUUUAAGCGUGUUGUUGGCUGAUUCUGAUGCAUCGAAGGUGCAGUGGACUUUGGACUGUUUUAAUGGUGUAAGAAAGGCCUAUUGGAUUACUUGCAAUGUUGAACCUGAUAUACAGCAUCUAUCACUUGAUCGGCGAAAGCUUCCCAGCAGCUUUGUAGUAAGGCCUCGUGAUCUUAACAGGUUACUGGCUAAUUUUCAGUCAACUCUUCAAGAGAUCACGAUCAUUGCAACUCAACCAUCUGCCUUGCCUUGUGAUGCUGCUGAUCAAAUUGGGGGAAAAGCUGUUGAACUUAGAAGUUAUAUAGACCCAACCAAAGAAAAUGAUUCAUCACUACACACUCAGCUGUGGAUAGAUCCUACUGAAGAGUUUGUGCAAUAUACUCACACUGGUAAUCCUGUAGAUGUAACAUUUGGGGUGAAGGAGCUGAAGGCAUUUCUUGCGUACUGUGAGGGAUGUGAAGUUGAUAUACAUUUAUAUUUUGAUAAAGCUGGAGAGGACAGGCCAAUCCUAAUGGCACCAAAAUUCGGGUUAGAUGACGGAUCCUGUUCAAACUUUGAUGCCACCCUUGUACUUGCCACCAUGCUUGUCUCACAACUCAAUGGUGGAGAUUCUUCUGAACCUCCAACAGCAGCCACUGCUGGACCCCCAGGACAGCAGGGGACAAAAGGAACUAAUUCUGAGCAUCCAUCGGAUCAUACCAGAAUUUGGUCUGAACUCUCAGGAAGUGCAGCAAAAGAUGGUAAUGGUGGCGCAGAUAGGCAAGUCUCUGGGGAAAGAAACCAAAAUAUCAAUGAGCAGAGGACGAUUCAGAGGAUGGGUAUGAUGAAUAUUUCUAUAGGUAACAAUGCUGAUGGAUUGCCCAGUUCUCAUGAGGACUGCCAUCCCAUUGAAACAGAUAAUCCAGGACAACCACAAGAUGGUGCAGACAUUAAUUGCCAUGGUUUCUCACAACGCCAUCCAAGCAACUGGGUGGAUGCCGACGAGGAUGAUGAUGAAGGGGAUGAGACUGAGUUGUGUGUGCAGUCAACACCCCCAUACUCAUGAAUAAAAAGGGGAACCACAUAUUUAUCCUUUGAUCAGACCAAUGGAAGGGCUAGUAGCUGUGUCUGCUGUUAGCUUGUCGCAACCCAAUGGCAUUUAACUAUUAGUAUGUUUUUGGGGCUGCCUGUGAUAUUUCAAGAUCAUUACAGAGAUUCUUAUUCGAGAUAUGUGUUAGAUUUGUAACAAUUCAUGAGAACCAAAUUUGGCUCGAUUGUCAGUUAAGGCCCUGCUGUAGCUGCUUUUGAGCUAUUUAUUCCUUGCAAGCUCAACAUAUGUAAUCUUAACCUUGUCAUUGUUAAAUAAUUAUAUGAAUUUCGGUAGUUCCCUUCCUAUAGUUUGAGUCACACCAGAAAUGUCCCGAGGCAGUUAGUUGUACAAUGAAAUCUAAACCUCUGAAUUUCGGUUCAAGUGACACUUAAAGCAAUAAAGCACUUGCGAGAUGCCUCGGAUCCGGUGUUUAAUCUCCA